AUGUCAUUUCAGUCUGACAACGAUUUGGAGAGUGUCAUUGGAAAAACAAAUAACAAGGGAGAGUGGCUACCACUGCCGGAAAAGGAAAAUCUCAUGCCAGACCUGUCACGUCUUGAUCCAGACGAAGUAGACAGACAAGACACCGACUAUGAUGACUAUCUUGUCUUCGAAGGUCAUCAUUAUCGCGUGUCUGCAAAGGAUGAAGCUGCUUUUGAAGAACUACGACUGAUGAGCUACGCUGAACCUCGUGCAAAACGUCGUCGAGUCGAAGAGAAGAGAGAUGGUCAGGAUUUCGAUAAACCGUUGCUGUCUGCUAAAAAGCGCCGCCGUAGAUUCAAAGGAUUCCCUCUGGGCAACGCCAGCUCAUUUGCGAAUAUAGACGAGCUACCAGACUAUAAACUGAUCAAGGAUUUUCCCUCUCCCGUCGUAUACUUCGUUGAUCUUCCCGCCAACUGCAAAAUCAGACGCCCAAGUUUCACUUCUAUUUUGAGCGCGACUGGUCAUUUGAAAAUAUAAGG
Molecule: messenger RNA, 518 nt
Organism: Cylicostephanus goldi
Lineage: Eukaryota; Metazoa; Nematoda; Chromadorea; Rhabditida; Strongylidae
Source: the annotation of a GenBank genome assembly